AUGGCCAACAGCUUUGCUCAAUAUCUUCGGGGGAACCAGAAUGCGCCUGGGGAACGUAAGCUGGUGAUGAAACUCGACUUCUUCAUUCUUACCUUUUGUUGUCUUAUGUAUUUUCUCAACUACCUUGAUCGGACGAACUUAAACAACGCAUAUGUUUCUGGCAUGAAGGAAGAAUUGAACUUCAAAGGAAACCAACUCAAUCAGAUCAACACUGUCUUCACCGUUGGUUAUACGAUUGGACAAGUACCCUGUAACAUUGCACUUUACUACGUCAAGCCCCGGUAUUUCUUUCCCGCAUGCAUGGUGGCUUGGGCCGGUUUGACUAUGGCUACCGCCGCUGCCCAAAAACCUCAGGAUAUCAUGGCUAUCCGCUUCUUCCAGGCGAUAUUUGAGUCAUCGACCUUUGUGGGAACCCACUACAUCCUAGGCUCGUGGUAUACAGGGUCAGAGUUAGGGAAGCGUUCGGGCAUCUUCACUGCGUCAGGCCUCGCUGGAACCAUGAUUGGCGGUUUUAUCCAAACGGGCAUUCACUCCAGCAUGAAUGGGCUUCGCGGACUCUCGGGUUGGCGCUGGUUGUUUGUGGUUGAUGGAAUCAUCACGCUUCCUGUCGCCUUGUACGGGUUCCUCCUCUUUCCCGAUACACCAAGAAAUACAAAAGCACCCUACUUAUCCGCAGAAGAGAAGGCGUUGGCAAUAUCGCGCGUGCCUGAAGUCUCGGAACGCACGCCAAUCUCCUGGACCUUCUUGAAGCAUUGUUUCUCUACAUGGUAUUGGUACUUCUUCGUUGUCCUCUGGAUUCUUGCAGGAGAGACCGAGUCUUUCAGCUCGAACGCUCUUCUACAACUGUACAUGAAGUCGCAUCCCACCAAGAAGUACGUGGUCUCCCAAGUCAACAACUAUCCCACUGGAGUGCCAGCAGUUGGUAUUGUUUCCACGUUGUUCUGGGCCACACUCACUGAUUUCUUGGGUGGCAAACGAUACCUUGUCGGAUACUGGAUCGGGCUCACGGGCGUCAUCACCAGUGCCUUGAUUCUUGCAUAUCCGCAGAACACAGCAAUUCACUUCGCAAUGUACUACUGGGCUGGUAGCGUAUAUGCCUGUCAAGCAACCUUCUUUGCGUGGGCAAACGAUGUGCUUCGUUACGAAGAAGACAGUCUGCGCGCUGUAGUCAUUGCCAGUAUGAAUAUGGGCAGUAAUGCAAUCAACGCAUGGUGGAGCAUCGUCUUCUACGGAGCGAACUUCGCACCUUACUUCACCAGGGGUAUGUGGGCUAUGAUUGCAGUCAGCAUUGCUAUGGCUCUCUGGACGGCAUUGCUUGUAUGGAUGCACUCCCGUGCUGAGAAGAGAAGACAGACAGAACACGCGACUGCGAUUGCGAAUGGUCUAACGUCUGCGCCGCAGAAAUAUUUGCAGAUGGACAAAUUCCUGGAAUCAUGA
Messenger RNA from Dothidotthia symphoricarpi CBS 119687, 1437 nucleotides. RefSeq names its product pantothenate transporter-like protein. Gene Ontology annotation, cellular component: plasma membrane. The transcript has 3 exons. Lineage: Eukaryota; Fungi; Ascomycota; Dothideomycetes; Pleosporales; Dothidotthiaceae. The record is from RefSeq and is a predicted model, not a curated record. The coding region runs from base 1 to 1437 and encodes 478 amino acids. Gene Ontology annotation, molecular function: pantothenate transmembrane transporter activity. Gene Ontology annotation, biological process: pantothenate import across plasma membrane.